Molecule: messenger RNA, 2592 nt
Organism: Penicilliopsis zonata CBS 506.65
Lineage: Eukaryota; Fungi; Ascomycota; Eurotiomycetes; Eurotiales; Aspergillaceae
Exons: 2
Coding region: 1-2592 (863 amino acids)
Biological process (GO): ribosomal small subunit biogenesis
Cellular component (GO): nucleolus
Molecular function (GO): protein binding; RNA binding
Source: RefSeq, a predicted model, not a curated record
AUGCGACACUCGCGCCCCCUGCAUAAUACUACAUCGCUCCCUCGGGGCCUGCGCGACGAACUCGGUAUCAAGGACCGAUAUGGCGAGAAGAAACGUAGGUUGAACGGUCCGGCGUCGCGAAAGGACCGCCGCAAAGCAGAACGAGCGGGAAAGAAGUCGAACAAGACCCAUGGCUUUCGCCAGACAAGACGCGAGCAAUUCGCUGACGACGGCGACGAUGACGAGGGUGGUGAUCUCGGUGCGUCCGAUUUGGCGAGUGAAGACGACGAACAAGAAGAAGAAGAAAUGCCAAAGCCGAUCUUGAAGAAGUCGACGUCAAAGACAGCUGUGGUAUCAAGCCGGGAUGAUGAUGAUGAACCAGCAGAGUCAACUCGACGAGUCUCGAAAGCGAUCAAGGACAAAUUGGAUCAGGAUGAUGCUGAAAUUGCUGCUUUGGAGAAGAAGCUGGGGCUCAAGAAGGGCAAAAAACUCCCCAAGUCAUUCAUGGACGAUGGGCUGGAUGAUCUUCUGGGUGAUUUGGACGAGGGGUCUGGGGAUGAGAGCCGCAAGCGCAAACGAGAAGCUGACGAAUGGCUACUGAACAAGAGGAGGAAGGCCCAGGGACUACAAUCAGACAAUGAUUCUGAGGAUGAUGAUAGUGAUCUGGAAGACGACGAUCUCGAUGGUCUGCUAGACGAAGACGAUGAAGAUCUCGACGAUGAGGAUGAUGAGGAUGACUCGGGUGCAUCGGACGAAGACGACGAGGGCGACUUUGAAGGAUUUGAGGAUGAAGAGGAAGAGAAGCGCUCCCAACCGAAGAAGAAGGAAAAUCCUUAUGUUGCACCGGUCACAAAAACGGAUGAUACUCGACCCAACAAAUAUAUCCCCCCGUCACUUCGCGCGGCUCCCACCUCGGAGACGGAAUCUCUCACACGAUUGCGCAGACAGGCCCAGGGACACCUGAACAAGUUGUCCGAAGCCAAUCUUGUUUCGAUCCUGGCUGAGUUCGAGAAGCUAUACCGUGAAUACCCACGCCAACACGUUACUUCGACAUUAAUGAAUCUUUUGUUCGGUCUUGUCUGCGAGAGGUCGGCGCUGAACGAUACGUUUGUUAUUCUCCACGCCGGUUUCAUUGCCGCACUCUACAAGGUGAUCGGUAUGGACUUUGGUGCAGAGCUUGUGCAGAAGAUCGUGGAAACGUUUGACGCUGGGGGAGAUGAACGCGGUCAAUUCGAAGGCAAGGAGUUGAUCAAUCUGAUCUCUCUCCUAUCACAACUAUAUAACUUCCAUGUUGUCGGCAGCGCGCUGGUCUUUGACUACAUCCGGAUUUUCCUACAGGACAUUACUGAAAGCAACACCGAACUUCUGCUUAAGAUUAUCCGAAAUUCCGGUCCUCAGCUGCGCCAAGAUGACCCUUCUGCGCUUAAAGACAUUGUCCUGCUCAUUCAGCCCGCAGUGGCCAAAGUGGGCGAAACGAGCCUUUCUGUUCGCACCAAGUUCAUGAUCGAGACCAUCACCGAUCUGAAAAACAACCGAAUCAAGGCCGGUGUGGGAUCGAGCGUGACAUCAGAGCACAUCACCAAGAUGCGCAAGAUUCUUGGCUCUCUCAACAGCUCUCGCGUCAUUCGAGCCUCGGAGCCGAUCCGCAUUUCACGGUUAGACAUCCACAACUCUUCAAAGAAAGGGAAAUGGUGGUUGGUUGGUGCGAGCUGGAAGGAAGAUCCGCUCGAAGCCGCUCGUCAGGAACUCUCGGGCCUGCCCCUGGGCACCCAUCCUGAUUACCCUCAGCAAGAUGCGGAUGACGACGAGGAUGCAGAGCCCGAUCUUCUCGGGAUUGCCAAGGCACACCGGAUGAACACUGAUGUACGGCGCUCCAUCUUCGUUGCAAUCAUGUCUGCCACAGACUACCAGGACGCCCACGUACGCCUCCUGAAACUCCGGCUGAAGCGUGCUCAGGAGUUCGAGAUUCCUCGGGUCCUUCUCCAUUGCGCUAUGGAAGAAGAGGCACACAACCCAUACUAUACGUUGAUUGCGCGCCGGCUCUGCGGAGAAAUGGGCCGGCGGAUCAAAGUCUCCUUUAUGUUCGCGCUGUGGAACAUCUUCAAGCGAAUGGGUGAAAGAAGCGAUAUGGACGAUGGGGAUGAGGAUCCCGGCUUUGACGACGACAACGAGAGCGACAAGGUCACGAUGAAAGCCAUCGUAAACCUUGCCAAGAUGUAUGGUGGUCUGGUUGCGGACGGGUCGCUAGCAUUGAACAUUUUGAAGAACCUGAAUUUUGCAUAUUUGCAGCCCAAGUCCAAGACAUUUGUGGAAUUGAUGAUGAUCAGCGUGAUUCAACAGUCGCAGAAGCAGAAGAAGAAGAAAAACGCAAAGAAGGCCGCCAAGUUGAACGCAGAUGAUGAGAGCACCGGGCGAGACGAAAAGGCCCUGGAAGAUAUCUUCUUCCGCACUCGCGAUACGCCACAGGUGGUCAAGGGGUUGAUCUACUUCCUGCGCAAGGUUGUUGCGAAGACCGACAUCCUUGACUCGGACAAGGAUCGGAGGCUGAUCAAAUGGGGAUGCAAGGUGGCCGUCGACACUCUGACCGUCGUGGCAGGUGAGGGCAGAGAUUGA